CGCGGGCAGGGGGCGUAGGCGCGGCCUGGCAUCCCUGUCUCCCUUUGUGCAGCGAGAUCCCGAUCCUGGGGGUCAGCAGCGCUUGGUGUGCGAACCCCUCGGUCGUGCCUGCGCCUCGGUCAGCCUCAGUUCAAGGAGCCGUGGAGGGUUUGGGCCGUGGAGUCCAAACCCUUCAGUGUGCAGACCAGAGAGACCCAGGGAGAUACAUUUGCAUAGCAGACUCGCCCGUGACGGAGCACAGAUUAAAAUCCCAGGGCCCUUAUUAGUCCAUUGCUCCAUCCAUACUCCACACUGUAAGGCAUAAGGACAAUAAUCUCUUCUUCCUUUUAUGUCAGAAAUUAACGUGAGAAUGUCUGUGCCCACUAGCUCCCCAGUACCGCCGAGGCUUUAAUCACGGGUACAGAGAGCCUUAAGUCUUCUCUUUGCUUGCUGAUCUCGAACCUUAAUGUGCAGAAGAAUCACGUUGGGAACUGGAAAUUCAGAAUCCUGGGCCUCACUCUCAGAGGAUCUGAUCUACACUUGUGGAGAUGCCCAGGAAUCUGCCUUAUUCUCUAUUGUCCUCCCAUCUCUUCCCCCCAUUUCAGAUAAAACACACCUCGAUAACCUCCGCCAAAGUGGCUGUGAAUGGCGUUCAUCUGCAUUAUCAGCAGACUGGAGAGGGCGAUCACGCAGUCCUGCUACUUCCUGGGAUGUUGGGAAGUGGAGAGACUGAUUUUGGACCUCAGCUCAAGAACCUCAAUAAGAAGCUCUUUACAGUGGUCGCCUGGGAUCCUCGAGGCUAUGGACGUUCCAAGCCUCCAGAUCGCGAUUUCCCAGUAGACUUUUUUGAAAGGGAUGCAAAAGAUGCUGUUGAUUUGAUGAAGGCGUUGAAGUUUAAGAAGGUUUCUCUGCUGGGGUGGAGUGAUGGGGGCAUAACCGCACUCAUUGCUGCUGCAAAAUAUCCAUCUUACAUCCACAAGAUGGUGAUCUGGGGCGCCAACGCCUACGUCACUGAUGAAGACAGCAUGAUUUACGAGGGCAUCCGAGAUGUUUCUAAAUGGAGUGAGAGAACAAGAAAGCCUCUAGAAGCCCUCUAUGGGUAUGACUACUUUGCCAGAACCUGUGAAAAGUGGGUGGAUGGCAUAAGCCAGUUUAAACUUCUCCCAGAUGGUAACAUCUGCCGGCACCUGCUGCCCCAGGUCCAGUGCCCCACCUUGAUUGUGCAUGGCGAGAAGGAUCCUCUGGUCCCGAGGUUUCAUGCUGACUUCAUUCAUGAACACGUGAAAGGCUCACGGCUGCAUUUGAUGCCAGAAGGCAAACACAACCUGCAUUUGCGUUUUGCAGAUGAAUUCAACAAGUUAGCAGAAGACUUCCUACAAUGAGAAUGCACCCUUGAGUCUUGGUGGUUCCUCAGUGUGGGGUGUGAUCGUGUUGCUCCCUGUUACCAUGAUGCCUUUGAAAUUCUCUACCUGAGCUUUCUACCCCUCCGUUCAGUGUUAUCCUGACCAAAUGAGAAUAAUGACAUGUUGAAAACGGCCUCUGGCUUCAGGUGGUGGUUCACGGCUACAAUCUCAGCACUUUGGGAGGCUGGGGUGGGAGGGGCAUUGCUUGAGUCCAGGAGUUCAAGACCAGCUUGUACCACAUAGGGAGACUCUGGCUCUACAAAAAAAAAAAUUUUUUUAAUUAGCUAGGCAAAGUGGGACACAACUGUGGUCCCAGCUGCUCAGGAAGCUGAGGUGGAAGGAUCACUUGAGCCCACUUCAAAGCUACAGUGAGCUGUGAUUGCAUCACUGCAUUACAGCCUGGGCAAGAGUAAGACUUUGUCUUUAAAAAAAAAAAAAGGAAUAAAGCCUCUAACUUCAAUAGCUAUGAAAAUUAAAUCUGAUUUUCUAACAUGAAGUUGUGACAAGUUAUACCAUUGUCUUAAAAGGUAAAUUCCUGGGGCCGGGUGCG
Molecule: messenger RNA, 1932 nt
Organism: Cebus imitator (Panamanian white-faced capuchin)
Lineage: Eukaryota; Metazoa; Chordata; Mammalia; Primates; Cebidae
Gene: BPHL
Product: biphenyl hydrolase like
Exons: 7
Coding region: 528-1361 (277 amino acids)
Source: RefSeq, a predicted model, not a curated record